This is a messenger RNA of Tarenaya hassleriana, 1810 nucleotides long. RefSeq lists its product as uncharacterized. The transcript has 10 exons. Bases 43 to 1635 code for a protein of 530 amino acids. The record is from RefSeq and is a predicted model, not a curated record. NCBI's taxonomy places the organism in Eukaryota, Viridiplantae, Streptophyta, Magnoliopsida, Brassicales, Cleomaceae.
GAAUUUUUCUGGGCAAGGGAGAGAAAAUCCAGAGCUGCUUCAAUGGCGGACGACGAAGGGAAACAACACGGAAGUCAAGAAGAAGAAGAAGACGACGACAUAGGAGCAGAGGAAGGAAAUGGCGGGCCUGCGCAUCAUCCGUCGCCGCCGCCUGAUGAGUUGUUCGACCUUUCAACUACUGUUGAUCCAAGCUAUAUAAUCUCAUUGAUAAGAAAACUCCUUCCAAAUGAUUCAAGCAAUGGAAAACGUGACCAAAUAAGUGAAGAACCAUUUCACCGGAAAAUGGGUGACGAUCAUGUCGAUAAAAGUUUGGUACCCGAGUCUGGAAGUGGGUUUUCCGACACUUUUGAUGGGUCUCCAGAAAGCAUGGACAAAGACAUUGGAGGUAACAACGAUGAAUCAGCUUCGGAGAGAGACGGGAAAAAGCUAAGAAAAUCAUCAGUGGAAGAGGCAUGGGAAGAGCACGGUUGCGUAUUGUGGGAUCUUGCUGCUAGUAGAACUCAUGCUGAGCUAAUGGUGGAAAAUCUAAUCCUGGAAGUGCUUUAUGCAAACCUCAUGGUUUCAAAAUCGACACGUGUUACAGAAAUCUGUCUGGGGAUUAUCGGAAAUCUUGCCUGCCAUGAGGCACCCUUGAGGCGUAUAGAAUCUACAGAUGGACUCGUUAAUGCAAUUGUCGGGCAGUUGUUUCUUGAUGAUACCCAAUGCCUAAGUGAAGUUUGCAGGAUUUUGACUUCAGGUCUUUAUGGAGCUCAGUGCACUUUUUGGGCCGAGUCCUUACAGUCUGAAGAUAUUCUUCAGCGUCUUUUAUGGAUUACCGAGAAUACAUUGAAUACUCAGCUUAUUGAAAAGAGUGUUGGGCUAUUAUUAGCCAUCUUAGAAGGUCAACCAAGCGUGCAACAUUUGCUGAUUCCUCCUCUAAUGAAUUUGGGUUUGGCAAAUCUCUUGAUCAAUCUUUUCUCUUUCGAAAUGGACAAGAUGACGGAGAGAAUACCUGAAAGGUACCCUGUUCUUGAUAUUAUUCUCCGAGCUAUUGAAGCCCUUUCUGUUAUAGAUAUCUAUUCUCGGGAAAUCUGCUCUAGCAAAGAAAUUUUCCAACUAGUCUGUGAUCUUGUGAAACUUCAGGAUAAAGCCGAGGUAUCGACAUCUUGUGUUACUGCUGGAAUUUUAGUUGCUAACAUGCUGUCCGAAGCAGAUAACCUGGUUUCGGAGGUAUCUCAAGAUUUUUCUUUCUUAGAAGGUGUUUUCAGUAUUCUACCAUUUGCCUCGGAUGAUAUAGAAGUAAGGAGAGCUCUCUGGAACGUUAUCUCGAGGUUACUCGUAAGAGUAAAUGAAUCUGAGAUUACCAUAUCUUGCUUACAUCGGUACGCAAUGGUUCUAGUAAGAACUUCUGAUAUCAUAGAAGACGAUCUUCUCGACCUCCAACCCGACGAGCCAAACGAGGAGCUGGAGAGCUCGGUAUCUCCCGAGAAAAAGCCGACCGCCCGGUUUAUAGCAAUUCGGAAGGUUGUGUGUGUGUUAGACAAAUGGAAAGUUAACAAGGAGAGUAUAGAGGAGGAAAGCUUGAACGGCGGCUGCUCUGUGAAUGAAGUGGACGUCGAAAGACUGUUAGGUUUCUGUCGCAGAUAUGUCGGGUAAGUUUUGCAAUUAUCUCACUCAGCAGCAGUUCACUUUUCGCUGGAUUUUUUUUUUCUCUUUUGAUCCAUAAAAUCUAUAUAUACAUAUAUAUAUAUUUAUAUAUAGUAUUGUCCAGAUCUUGUUCGGAUGAUUACAAAAGUUUUGAAUCCAAAAUCCUUGGUACGUUUUUUUUUUC